Molecule: messenger RNA, 1122 nt
Organism: Metschnikowia bicuspidata var. bicuspidata NRRL YB-4993
Lineage: Eukaryota; Fungi; Ascomycota; Pichiomycetes; Serinales; Metschnikowiaceae
Product: flavin adenine dinucleotide transporter
Exons: 1
Coding region: 93-1004 (303 amino acids)
Biological process (GO): nucleotide transport; folate import into mitochondrion; mitochondrial transport
Cellular component (GO): mitochondrial membrane; mitochondrion
Molecular function (GO): FAD transmembrane transporter activity; folic acid transmembrane transporter activity
Source: RefSeq, a predicted model, not a curated record
CUGCGAUUUCCGAUACCAACCUACACUACCCGGAUAACCCGCCAGACGGUCACACUCCGCAGUAGUUUAUUGCGUUUGUCCCGUGUUUUAUAAUGAACUCUUCGCCAUGGGCCCCCAGACAAAUCGAAGUCGUUUCUGGGCUCUUUGCAGGGUUCUCGAAUACCAUAGUCACACAGCCUUUGGAUCUACUAAAGGUGCGUCUCCAGCUAUCCACCAAAGCUACCUCACAGCCAUUUGAGUUGCUACGCUUCGUUAUUCGGCAGAUACAUCAAGACGCCUCAAUGGCUCACAAAGCCCACAAUGGAAAAAGACCAUUUUCUUUGUUUCUAGCACAACAAUACUACCGGGGAGUGGGACCCAACUUGUUUGGCAAUGUGUCUGCAUGGAGCCUUUAUUUCACGUUGUACGCGGAAUUCAAAAGAAUCAUGGCCAAUAAUGAGGGGGAUGUGUCUUACUUUGGAGCAUCAGCUCUAGCUGGUGCCACUCUGGCUGUCAUCACUAACCCUAUAUGGCUUCUCAAAACUCGUAUAUUGAGCACAUCCGGCCAGCAGGAGAAUUCUUACCGGUCUUUGUUCGAUGGCGUGAAGCAAGUCAUAAGAAAAGAGGGAGUGUUGACACUUUGGAAAGGGACUGUUCCAAGCUUAUUCCUGGUAUUACAAGCAAGUCUCCAAUUCUCGUUCUAUGACCAUACGAAAGACUAUUUAAUGAGAGCCCUGGGAUCCGAGGACCUUUCUGCAUCACAAUUUAUUUUUGCCUCGGUGAUGUCCAAAAUCACCAGCAUGUCUUUACUAUAUCCAACACAAGUGAUUCGAUCUAGAAUUCAGAGCUACAAUCCAAAUAACGAAAACCGAGAUAUUGUUGGAGUCACCAAGAAAAUCUGGGCCUCAGAAAGAAGACUUAAAGGGUUUUACAGGGGGCUUUCUACCAAUUUAAUUCGUGUUCUCCCGUCCACCUGCAUUACCUUUUUGACUUACGAAACGACCAAGAAAUAUCUAGCGAGCUAAAUACAACGCAACAAGAUACCGGCUAUACGCGCGGGGAUUCUAUAAGUCUAAAUAUGUCAUGGUGUGCGCAAAAUUGUAAUAUAUUUAUUUUCGAAACAAAAUAAGACGUAACUCUGCG